Nylanderia fulva is the source of this 648-nucleotide messenger RNA. NCBI's taxonomy places the organism in Eukaryota, Metazoa, Arthropoda, Insecta, Hymenoptera, Formicidae. The record is from RefSeq and is a predicted model, not a curated record.
AAGAUUAUAUCGCAUGGUAUCCUAUGUUUAAAGCUCUGGAAUACAUGUUUGGUACUUUUCCAGUGGAAGAAAAACUGAAAAAUUUGCGGAUAGAAUAGAUAAGCUAAAAUUCAUGUUAAACGAGUUACUUGAAAAAAUCCAAUAUGAAGAAAUUGAUGAUGCAGACGAACUUAGAAUAUGUUUACGACAAGAAGCUGCAAGAUGGGCAUGUUUUUUUGGUCACACCAUUUGUAUAGAAAAAGCAAAAAAUAAAUUAGAACAACAUAUCAAAGAUCCUAUAAAACACAGACUUUUGCCAUGGUGGAAGACAUGGACAUAUUGUAGAGGUUUGAUGAUAACUACGAGAGAUGAGACCACUUUUGAAUCAGUGUAUACCAUAGGAGUAAAGAAAGCUGACUAUAAAUUUUCAGAAUACUUGGCUUGCAUUGGAGAUACUGAUUUCAUCAAAUACUAUUUAAGUUAUAAACAGUACAAUAAUACAAAACAGGAAAAUCGAUUUCUCGUUAACACAUUCUUACAUUUUAUUACGAAGCAUGCGAAGAAUCCAAUUAUACUGCAGUAUAUAUUCGAUAAUUUUAACGAAAUAAAACCAAAGUAAAGUGACAUAUUUUUAUAAAUAUUUUGUACAAAAGUUUAUUAUAUGUAUUA